Camelina sativa (false flax) is the source of this 1113-nucleotide messenger RNA. Its product is annotated as clathrin light chain 3. Gene Ontology annotation, cellular component: clathrin coat of coated pit; clathrin coat of trans-Golgi network vesicle; plasma membrane. The record is from RefSeq and is a predicted model, not a curated record. Gene Ontology annotation, biological process: intracellular protein transport; clathrin-dependent endocytosis. Lineage: Eukaryota; Viridiplantae; Streptophyta; Magnoliopsida; Brassicales; Brassicaceae. Gene Ontology annotation, molecular function: structural molecule activity; clathrin heavy chain binding.
GUUAUGAAAAACCUAGUGUGGACACGGACACCAAAAGCAGAGCAAAGAAGACUUUUGUAAGAAGAAAAAAACAGAACCUAGAGAGAGAGAGAGAGAGAGAGAGAGAGAGAGAGAGAUGUCGUCAUCUUUGAGCAACGACGAGUCAGGACUCGGUGAGUCAAACCCUUCGACGGGUGGUGAUGGUGGUAACUACACGGCUUACGAGUCUCGAUUCCAGUCUCAGCGGUUUGACUCGUCCUUCUCUGAUUUUGAUGCUCAACCGGAGAAAGAGUUACCAGGCGACGAUUCGUCUCCUCUGUCCAAUCAAGGGGAUUUACCGGAGACUCAAACUCCGCCGUUCAUAAACGGUUCCGAUGCUACGAACGGUUCGAUUUUGCCGCCUCCAUCGGAUAUGGAGAAAGAAGAGGGUUUUGCUCUUAGAGAGUGGCGAAGGCUAAAUGCUCUGAGAUUGGAAGAGAAAGAAAAGAAAGAGAAAGAGAUGGUUCAGCAAAUUAUAGAAACAGCAGAUCAAUACAAGGCUGACUUCUAUAGCAAGCGUAACGUUACUAUUGAAAACAACAUGAAAUCUAACCGCGAGAAAGAGAAGUUGUUUUUGGAGAAUCAAGAAAAGUUUUACGCUGAAGCUGACAAAAACAAUUGGAAGGCGAUUGCGGAACUCAUUCCUCGUGAAGUACCAGUUAUAGAGAGUAGAGGGAAGAACAAGAAGAAGCCAGCUAUAACUGUGAUCCAAGGACCAAAGCCUGGGAAGCCCACUGAUCUGUCUCGUAUGCGUCAAGUGCUCACGAAACUCAAACACAAUCCACCAACUCAUAUGAAGCCAAAAUCACCCUCACCAUCCGGAGCUGACUCGAAUGUGAUCAGUGAACAGGUCACAGCUACAGAGAAGUUGUAGUUUAUGUUUGUGCGACAAGUUAACUUCUUCUUUAUUUUGCGUAAACCGUCUUUUGAUUUGUUAAGCUUCCACAUGUUCAGUCCCGAAUUUUGCUUGUUUUGGCUUACGCCUAUGGUCUUACUCUUUAGUCUUUACCAUUGUUGGCUUUUUCCCAUACAGUUUUCAACUUUGAUGUACAUUAAUAUAAGUAUUCAAUAAAAUCAUACAAAUGCGUGUGGACC